CGGGCUGAGGCUUCCCCGGGAUUUUCCUCGUUCUGUUUUUUUUUUUUUUUUUCCUUUAUUUCUCGCUUUCUCCCCUGUCGCCGCCCGGGACGGUCCCGCUCCGCCGUGCUCUUCGGCAAAGUUAUGCAACGCUGGGUCACGGCGCUGCCGCCCGACCUGCGUCCGGCCCCGGCCUGCCGGGGGCUGCCCGUCACCCCCUCUCCGCGGGCCGGGUUCCCCGCGAUGCCGCCGCGGGGGGGGUCCCGGCCUCGGCAGAAGGGGCCGCCCCCGGGGCUCGGCGGGGCCGCCCGGGGUCUCUCCGCCCCUUCCUCCCGUCCGCGUUUAUCUGCUGCUUUUUGCCACCGAGGCCGGCCGCUGCUUCACGAACCGGCGGCUGCCGGGUCCCGUGUGUCACUCCCCGGUUCUGCCGGAAGCCCCCCCAGCCCCGGGACGGGCCCCGCCGCUGUCCCGUCCCGGGCUGUCGGCGCCGGCCGCCCGCUCGGGCGCUCCGGCCUCGCCUCUGCACGGGGAAGAAAUACGCCUUUUUGUUUCCCGGUCCUCGUUGUUGUUUUAUUUAUUUUUUCUUUUUUUUUUUCUUUUUUUUUUUUCCUUCCUUUUGCCUGCGAUCACUCGAGGACGUCGCGGCGGUGACGGCGGGACGGAUCGAAAAAAACUCCUUUUAUGCUGAUUUUGUGCUCCAUUUUUUAAUCGUUGUUGGUUUUUAAAUUUUUUUUGCCUCUUGUUUGGGUUUUUUUCGGGGGUUGUUUCUGUUGGGGCUUAUUUUUCCCCUUCUUUUCCCACUUCCCCACCCCACACAUUUGAUUUUUUUAUUAUUAUUAUUUUAUUUUUUAAAUUUUUCUGCGGGACUUUGGAGGAAACGUGCCCGGCUUUUAGCAUGAUGUCUUACCUUAAACAGCCUCCUUACGGCAUGAACGGGCUGGGGCUGACGGGCCCCGCCAUGGACCUGCUGCAUCCCUCCGUGGGGUACCCGGCCACCCCACGGAAGCAGCGGCGGGAGCGGACCACCUUCACCCGCUCACAGCUGGACGUGCUGGAGGCGCUUUUUGCUAAGACCCGCUACCCCGACAUCUUCAUGCGGGAGGAGGUCGCCCUGAAGAUCAACCUACCCGAGUCCCGAGUCCAGGUCUGGUUCAAGAACCGCCGUGCCAAAUGCCGGCAGCAGCAGCAGAGUGGCGGCGGGGCCAAAAGCCGUCCGGCCAAGAAGAAAUCCUCACCAGCUCGUGAGAGCUCGGGUUCGGAGAGCAGCGGGCAGUUCACACCACCAGCAGCGGCCUCCAGCUCAGCCUCUUCUUCCUCCUCCAGCUCUGCCUCAUCAGCCCCGGCAGGUGCUCCGGCAUCUCUCAGCACCCCAGCAUCGUCCAUCUGGAGCCCGGCUUCCAUCUCUCCCGGCGCUGCGCCGGCAGGGGUGACAGUGCCUGAGCCUCUGCCGCCAGCUGCUGCGUCCUGCAUGCAACGGGCUGGCCCCGCCGCCGCGGCCACCUCUGCCAGCUACCCUGUCUCUUAUGGUCAAGGCGGGGGGUACGGGCAGGGUUACCCCACACCGCCCUCCUCAUCCUAUUUCGGGGGUGUGGAUUGCAGCUCCUACCUGGCACCCAUGCAUUCCCACCACCAUCCCCACCAGCUCAGCCCCAUGGGGCCCUCCUCGGUGCCCGGCCACCACCACCACCACCCGCUGAGCCAGAGCUCAGGCCACCACCACCAUCAUCACCAUCACCACCAUCAUCAGGGUUACGGCGGCACCGGGCUGCCCUUCAACUCCUCCGACUGCCUGGAUUACAAGGAGCCUGCCGCCGCUGCCUCCUGGAAACUCAACUUCAACUCCCCUGACUGCCUUGACUACAAGGACCAGGCAUCCUGGCGCUUCCAGGUCUUGUGAGGGGCUGACCGCUGUCCCCCCACACCACCACGGACCCCCAUCUUGGGGUUUUCCCACUGCCUCUCAGGCAGGACUCUGGCUCUGGCUCUUCCUCCUCUUCCCCACACUUCGUUAGCAGUGGUGAUGCCCCUGACGGGGGUCUUGCCACCCCCAUCCCUAUUGACUGAUAUUUAUUUGCUUCCUGUUCCCCUUCAGUGGGUUCAUUAUAAUUAUUAUUUUUUUAAAUGCAACAGAAGAGGAGUUAAAAAAAAAAAGCCUAGCGUCUCCCCUGCUGCCCCCCAGGCAGAGGCGCAGGCUGGCUCCUGCCCUGCCGGUGCCCCCCAACUUCUGUGGGGACCCUCGCCCCCUCUGAAUGUGGGACCCCCCCCAGCUCGCCAGUCCUGUACAGCCUCUUGCUGCUGGGAGCGGCAGGAACGAUGUAAAUACUUGGUCCGUUCCAGUGACCAUGAUUAUUUUUAGUUGAUGCUGUUGGGUGGCAUUUAUCUAGAGUCUAACAAGGAACAGAACUUUAAAAAAAAAAAUCUUUUUUAAAUUUUGAUUUUCUUCACUAAAAAGGAAUCGUCCUGUUUUGCGUCCUCCAUCCUCGAGGACUCUGUGCAAGCUCAGCCGUGCUAUCCCAGGGCUGGGGCAGUGGGAGAAGGGGCAGCAGUCCAGGGCAGGGCGGGGAAGGGCUGCCCGGCUCAUCCCCAACCUGCAGACCAAAACUGCCAAAACUUUUGGAAAACAAAAACAAGAAAACCUUUAAAAAUAAUAAAAAGGAAAGAAAGAAAAAGUUUUGGUUUACUUUUUUUUUGGGGGGGAGGGAUGCAGGGGAAAGCAGCUCUGCUUUGUGGUCGGGGGGACAUGACUUUCUGGGGGUAUUUUUUGGUUUGGUUAUUUUUGGUUUUUUAGCCCCUUCUGUUGGUUGGUGAGUUUGCGGGUCUGGGCUGCAGCCCUGCCGCCCAGUAGCCUUGCCUGCACCAGGCUUGUGCUUUUUCAGCCGCUUCGCCCUGUAGGGGGAGAGGGGCUGUGUCUGUGAUUUUUGAUGCCGUAACCUCACACUUGCCCCUUCCACUGUAAGGCAAACUGCCCCUCUUGCCCCAACCCCAAUAAAAUCCAAACUAAUCAA
This is a messenger RNA of Columba livia (rock pigeon), 2984 nucleotides long. It is a transcript of the gene OTX1, whose product is annotated as orthodenticle homeobox 1. NCBI's taxonomy places the organism in Eukaryota, Metazoa, Chordata, Aves, Columbiformes, Columbidae. Gene Ontology annotation, molecular function: RNA polymerase II cis-regulatory region sequence-specific DNA binding; DNA-binding transcription factor activity, RNA polymerase II-specific. The transcript is spliced from 4 exons. The coding region runs from base 875 to 1876 and encodes 333 amino acids. Gene Ontology annotation, biological process: multicellular organism development; regulation of transcription by RNA polymerase II. Gene Ontology annotation, cellular component: nucleus. The record is from RefSeq and is a predicted model, not a curated record.